AUGUCUGCCCCGCCGGUCCCGCCCCGCCCCUUUGACUACGACCAUCCGCCGCCGCCCACCGCCCCGCCCGUCCCUCCGCUGCCAGCUGACUUCAAACCGGGCGAGGCCUCGCCGCCGCACUACGAAGACCCGCUCGUCGCGCCCCGGCCGCAGAAGCUGCAGCCAGACCUCCCAAACAACAUCUCCCAAGCCCUCCACGAGCAGGCGGCCAUGCCCGCAGUCCACGCGCCAAACCAGUCCUCUUAUAACCCGUUCCCCCGCCCGGUCUUCAACGUGUCCUACUCCCCCGACCAGAACCCACCCGCCUACCCGCCCGCCCACCGUCCGCCCAUGUCCCGCGGCCCCAGCCCCUCCCUCCUCCCCAGGGCUCCGACUGUCCACCGCCUCGCCCUCCUUCCCCCUCCUUUCGCGUCCCCCGCCCUUCAAGGCCCCCAUCACCAGCACUCCCUCUCCGGUUCCUUCGCGAACAUGACUCUCGCUCCCCGCCAAUCCUCCCCUCUCUCCAUCCCCGCUGCCACCCGUGAUGGUCCCCCGUCUCUCACCGCCCCUCUCCCGACCGUCGCCAUCCUCUCCGUCCAGCAGUCUGCCAUCCAGCAGCCUGGCGGCGAUCCCGCCCGCAAGGUGAUCUGGUGCCGCGACGUCUUCUCUCUCGUCGAUCGCGCCCAGCAGCUCCGCAACCAGAACGCAAACCCCACCUCGACCGACGGGCCUGCCGUCGGGCCCGCCCAGAUCGACGACCCCGAGGUUCAGAAGCUCGUCAACGUUGCCGUUCCCGUCAUCCUCCAGAUCUCCCAGUCCCCGUCCCAAGGCCCGAUGCCCCCGUACUUGGCCGAGGCCUUGUACAUGCGCGCCCUCUGCGCUUCCACCGGCCUCUAUCCUCAAUUCAUCCCUCACGACCCUCGCAACGCCUUCCGCGACUUCGAACGUGCUGCCAAGGCUGGCCACCACGCCGCUUGGUUCAAGCUCGGACGUGAAUACGAGAACUUCGGCGAUCUUCAACAUGCAAAGGACUGUUUCGAGCGCGGGAUGAAGCACGGUGUCGAAAGUUGCUUUUACCGGCUGGGAAUGGCCCAUCUCAUGGGCCAGCUUGGCUUUCACCCAGACCCGCAGACCGCGAUUCCGCUCCUCAAUCGCGCUGCGACAUUGGCCACCAUCGAUGUUCCCCAACCCGCGUACGUCUACGGUCUACUGCUCCUUGACGAAUUCUCCCACGUCUCCAUCCCUCCGCACUUAUUCCAACCCUUCCUCCCUCCUGGCGUCACUCCUCCGGACGACGCACGGCGCCAUCUCGAGCGCGCCGCCUACCUCAACUUCGCUCCUGCUCAGUACAAGCUCGGCCAUGCGUACGAGUUCGCUAGCGCGCCCUUCCCCUUCGAUGCUCUUUUGAGCGUGCAGUACUACUCGCUCGCCAGCCAACAAGGAGAGAUCGAGGCCGACAUGGCGCUCAGCAAGUGGUUCCUGUGUGGCGCGGAGGGCUCGUUCGACAAGGACGAAGGGCUGGCGUGGACAUUUGCCGAGAAGGCCGCUCGCAAAGGCCUGCCCAGCGCUGAAUUCGCGCUCGGUUACUACUCCGAAGUCGGCGUCGGAGGACCGGUGGACAUCGAAAACGCGCGCAAGUGGUACAUCAGAGCGGCCGAGCACGGCAAUGCAGACGCUUCGGACAGACUGAAGGCUCUGUCUCAGCCGACCCCGCAGGCGCUUUCCCGGGAGCAGCACGAAAACUUGACCGACUCCAAGCUGGUUCGCAAGAGAACGCAGGCGAAGCAACGCUCCGACGCCGUCGGUGGUCCCGCUGUUGGACCGGUGGCAGCCAUGCCUGCCGCUCAGCGCUCGCAGAUCGUGAGCAACAUCCGCAAGGGCUCGAUAGGUCCCGGUGCGAUGCUCGAGGCUGCUGCAGGAGCGGGCGCCUCCGCUUACGGGGCUUCGGGACCGUCGGCAUACAGGAGCACGCCGACGACGAACUCGCCACCAAACAUGGGUCAAAACGCGCCCCUGCCGCAAUUGAACGAACGGAGACAGCCAACGGGGCCGCACGGAGCGAUGGCGUCACCUGGACCAGGGAUGAACCCCCGCCCGCAACAGAGUGGACCGCGACCAGGCGGGCCGCCUAUGCAAGACGGUCGUCGCCAUCCCUCCGGCAGCGUUGGUCCUGCGUCGUCCCCACGUCCGGCGGGGACGCCUCCCUUGCGCCGCCCGGGCGGAGGGCCAGGACCACAAUCACAGCCCCCGCCUCAGCAGGCCGCUCCCGCGCCUCUGUCACGGCCGCCGCCAAAGGGUCCGCAAACGUUCGCGGAGAUGGGUAUCGCGACGCAGAAAGUGGAGGACGACUCGAACUGCGUGAUCAUGUAG
Messenger RNA from Epithele typhae, 2349 nucleotides. Its product is annotated as HCP-like protein. Gene Ontology annotation, molecular function: protein binding. The coding region runs from base 1 to 2349 and encodes 782 amino acids. NCBI's taxonomy places the organism in Eukaryota, Fungi, Basidiomycota, Agaricomycetes, Polyporales, Epitheliaceae. The transcript has 5 exons. The record is from RefSeq and is a predicted model, not a curated record.